CUUGAGUAGUCAUGCAGUUAUUGCAACACCUCUAUUUGUAGAAUGGACCCAUCCAGCUACUGUUAUGCUGAUGGAGUUAAAUGGGCAGUAGCACAUGGUUGAAAGGAGUCAAUGUAGUAUAGGAUCUACCAUUCAGUUGAAUAGUGCAUCUAUCUACGAAAGUGGCAUGGAUGAGUGGUUCAUAAUAACACUUUGCUUGGAAGGAUCCACUGGAGCAUGUCCCUCUACAUAAUCAGACCAAAACAGAAAACAGAAAUUUUCUCAGCUACUGGAAAUGGAAUCAUGAUUUCUUGAAAACAUAGUGGGUAGAAACAUCCACUAGGCUCUUGGAUAGAUCAAGACUUGAAUGGUGCGAACUGAAGAUGCCACAGACUCUGCGGGUGACUUGUUCAACAGAUUUCUUAGCGGAAUGUGUUCUAUUUUGGAUCAUUUCUUAAAUCUGUAAAACUUGCAUAUGAAAUAUUGACUACUCAACAUUUUAACCUGUGAAGUUUGGACUUUCUGAUUUGUAAUUUGAAUGUUUGGAUGGACUCCCCUCAAACUGAUGAGAAUCUGACAACUCCUAUAGAACAUUCUUCUGUAAUAACUCCUUUGCCGGACAGUGCUGAGUGCUCAACUUUCAACUCUUUCCUGGACAGAGUCAAUUCUGAAAUAGAAAACUUGAACCCUAACUGAUGAGGAUGCAAUCACCUAGUGAUUGUGAAUGAUUUGAGUAGUUUGAUCUGGUGAAAUCUGUGGGAUAUUGACUGCUCUUGAUCAGCUAGAUAUGCGUGAAUAUCUUCCAACUAUGCUUCAUGCCAAAGAUGAGUUUUUUGGCGGGUUGUCCUCAAAGGUACAGCGUGUGUCACAGUAUGACAAAGUGUUACAUAAUCUGCUUGAAGACAGCUCCAAGUCUAGGACCGGACAUCCCCGGGACCAUGAGAGUCUACUAGACCCGGAACAAACCGUUAGAGAGAUUGUGAAGGAGCGAGAAGAGGAGAUGUGCCAGGCUGAGAAUGAAUCAAAGCUCCUCCAGAUCCAGGAACGUUUCACCCAUGAUGACCUGAACCUGUUUGGGGCCAAAGAGAUGACAAAAGCACAGAAAUUCAAAGCCCUGUCGACGAGGCGGCGGUCAGCCCCCGUGAUGGUCAUCAGGAGUGCGUUAGCCACCUCUGGCUCUAAACUCAAGACAAUCCAGGAUAAGAGCAACAACAAUAACAGUCCUCCAGGCAGCAUGAUGGCCCUGGAACUGGGCGCACUAUCGCUAUCAACCAGCCUGAACAUCCCCGGCGUUGGGUCCAGGGAUCUCCCCUCUCCUACGGCUGAAGCACCCCCCUGCAAGAGGCUCUACAUCAUGGAGGGACCUGUACAGAUCUCCAUUGGACCACAGAUCCAGAACAGAUACCUGGUCCUCAUGAAUGAUACUCUGCUCAUCGCCAAACCAAAGUCAGCCACAUCCCUCAGACUGAAACACAGGUUAAGGGUCGGGGAGCUCUGGCUUAACACCUGUAUCGACGAGGUCAGUGAGGUCAUCAAGUCACAUGACUGUUCUUUCGUCCUCGGUUGGCCGACCAACAACGUGGUGCUCACGUUUGCAUCCAAUCAAGAGAGGGAGCUGUGGUGGCAGAAACUUAGCACGCACAUUGAGGUGAAGAGGAAAGAAGACGAAGGCAAGACUGUACAAGUCAGGGUUCUCAAUAGAGACCAAGAGUACUCCGCAUUUCCGUCCAAAACCUUGCAGAUUGGUAACCAUCAGCAUUCAAGCAACCUGCUUGAUAUGGCCAUGCAGGAGUUUGGUAUGCCAGAAGAAGCGAGAAAUGAUUACCAGCUCUGGGUUCAGUCAGGCAGGGAAGACUCGCUCUAUCCUCUCAUAGGUCACGAGUAUCCAUAUGCAAUCAAGAUGAGCCACAUACGUGAUGCACAAGACAAACCAAGUGAUGUGGUGUUUAGUUCUGAGAUGGAGCACCUCUCCUCCGCUGAGAACGAACUGAGAGAACAUCAGUGUCAGUUCAUUAUCAGGAGGAAGGGAAAGACGGGUUCAGGAGGAAUUGACUCCUCAGCUAUCCAGAGAAGACUGAAAAAAGGGCGUAAGUCUCCGUUCAAGCUCUCCUUCAAGAGGAGUAUCUCAAAUAAAGAUGGGUCAUCACCGGGAUCAUCACCGAUCUCGCCUCAUGCAAGGUUAUUUGGUCUCCCGCUGAGCAUGGUGUGCCCUGAUAACACCCUGCCCAAGCCCGUAAUGGACCUCCUCACCACCCUCUACCACCAGGCCCCGUUUGUGACGGGCAUCUUCAGAAAGUCUGCCAACGCCAGGGUGUGUCGUGAGCUACGGGAGGCCCUCGAUGCUGGGGAGCAGUGCAGUCUGGACGAUGUGUCCAUCCAUGUUGCUGCAUCGGUUCUAAAGGACUUUCUUCGGAGUCUGCCAGACAGUUUACUGGUGUGCAGUCAGUGUGAGGAAUGGAUCAACACGAUAGAUAUUGCAGACAAGGAGGAGAGACUACAGGCCAUCAAAAGCUUGCUUGAUCAACUGCUGGACAUCAACCAGGUCUUGCUACGGCACCUGUUCAACGUGCUCCACUAUGUCUCUCUUCAUAUGGAUGAGAACAACAUGAACAGCUACAACCUGUCUAUCUGUGUGGCACCAAGCAUGCUCUGGUCUCUAGCCAACGCUGGGCCUGUCACUCAGGCUAUGGCCACUAAGAAGAUUCCUGCAGUGGUCGAGUUCAUGAUUGACAACGUGAAGGAAGUGUUUGGUGAUGAUGUCUUGACUCUCUUUGGAGAUCCUCCUGUCCAGGUGACAGAGCGCAGGAGACACGACUCCAGCGGCGACUCUGAUAGUUUGAACGAGAUCUCGCCAUACAUCAAGCGCGAUGACUCCUCUAUGGACAGUAUUGAGAAAGAGUUCUUUGCAAAUGACAGUGAACAGGAGCCUAUCGGUGCCAUCCAUAAGUGGCAUUACGGGAACACGCCGGUCUUAUCACCAUCGACCUUGAGCAGGGACUCUGGCAUUACGUCCAGUGAUAAUCAGUUGUACCCUGAUUCUGAUAACACUGAUACAACAGACUCUGGCAUGGAUUCCAAGGAGAAACCGAGUGUGGUGUCGAAUGCUGGUGGGAGACCGGCUAAGACAUCCUCGCAGUUCAGUGAUGAAUUGUUUUGGAGGCAGAGGAGAGGUUCCGAGCCUGCCCCUAUCUCGAAGGAAGCAGCAAGGCAUCGCAUGGCCCUGCUUGCAAGCUCAGCCAACAAUACAGCAGACAAUAGCCCAGACAUCUCCGAUCAGGAAUACAAUCUCAGUGAGGACACUUUAAAGUUGAUUAAAGAUUUAAGCAAGGACUGUUCAUCUAAUUUGUUGAGUGCGAUGUUACCGGAGGACAUGCGAUCCAACUCGAGGAAAUCCAGUGCAAAUGGCUCUGGCUUGCUAAUAAAUGAGAAAGGACUCAUUCCAAGUAAUACCCAAGGGGGGAAUUCUAUGCCUACAACUCCUACAGAAGAAGUGCCUCCCAUCAUGUCAUAUGGACGUAGACAAUCUGUUCCUUCCAUUGGAUCAGGGUCACCUACAUUCCCCCGUCGACUGACGUCCAGUCGGCGCAGUGCUUCCUCAAUGUCAUCUUCAUCAUCAGAGAGAAUGAGCGAUGCACAGUCUUCUAGUUCCUCUGAGAGACUGCAUUCAUCUAAACUGGGUAUGAAACCCCAGAGGACUGAGAUAGACAUGACUAAAACAUUGCAGGCUGCCAGCUCUAAUGCUGGACGCUUGUCGCCUCGCAGUGGGCCCAACGUAGGACAGCAUGGCUUCCAGCCAACCUACAAGAAACAGUUUAUGAACUCUGACACGCGAGGCUUGCCUUCUCGUCCAACUGCUUUACCUGUGCGACCUAGGCACCACAAUUUAAGACCAUCGCAAGUCAAAGAAGCAACUCCUCCUAGGGAGUUCUUCCCAAAAGAUGCUACAACUCGAUCCACCACCUUGUCCCAGAGUCCACGUAGUCUUCCCACUCAUCAAGAGCAGACGGAGAAAAGGGCACCUUCUCCCAUCAAGCGUAAUAACAGUCCUUCCAUCGCGAUUGGUCAGCACACCAAACAGCGUGUCAGUAAGACCCAAUCAGAUUCCUCUCAAUGCAGAACAACUCCACCCACUUACCAGGAAGCCAUGAACAGACGAGCAUUGCUCCAGAAAAGCACAAAGAGUUUGGACAGUGAAUCAUUGACUCUGGCCACUGACCAGAGUCCAAGGAGGAGAUCAGGUGAUGUCAACGUGGCAAAACAUCGACAUGAAGAUCGUUCAGGCAAACCUAAACGUCAUCUCACUGCUGGAGGUAUCAUCUUCCUGGACUCUGAUACCGAUUCUAGUGAUGAUGAUGAUGAGUAUAGGAAUGGUUAUGGAUCUAGCAAAAGUCGCGGAGUGAGGCGAACAUCUAGUGAUAGCGUCGCCACAAAUCGCAAAGGGUCUACUUCCACGUCUGUCCAGCGCAGCAGUAGCGAUACAGCCAAGCCUGCAGGAAAUGAGGUACGGACCAAACACCAGCAACGCAAUGCUGAGAACACACGCAGGUCAAGCCAGCCGGUACCCCCUAGGAGACGGCAUCAUAAUGGAGAAGUACCUCGUAGAACCUCUGCUGGUAACCAUCCCGGCAGAAGACAACAAGAACCUACCAACUCAUCCAACUCUGCUGACCCCGCCCCUGGACGCAGCACUGCCCUACACUUCCCCUUUCCCGACCCUCAUGCAGAACCCCCCUCUUCACCCCUCGCCUCUCCUCGCUCCAAAUCAAUCGUGGAUGCAAAGAAUGGACUUAAGAAGGUAUCCGACAAUGCGCAGACAGUGAGUCAAGCACGCAGUGAUUGGCAAAGAAUAAAGACAGUGGUUGGCAAAGACUUGAAAAUGACUGUAAAGAAUCUUGAAAGCAUUGAUUAUACAGAUGAAUCCUACGUAUGAUCUGUUCCUUUCAAAUGUCUGUGAACUUUGACCUAUUUUUAACCUUUGGAUUUCAAUGUAAUUAUCUGCUGUACUUGUUCUGUCAAACUGAAUAGCUUUUGGUCAGAAUGAAACACAGAAUGUAUUCAGGUAACCAGGUAAUUUACCGUUGCCAUUCCUUAUCAAUGUUUGUAACUAAAGUGUAUGGUACGUUUAUAUGAUUUUAUAUAUUUCCAUGUGGUCCAUAUGCAUAUUGUGACUUACAUGUAGGAUCAAUGGAGCUGUUUGUGUUUUCUAAAUUUGGAGUAAAUCUUGUCAAUUUUACUUCCUAGAAAAACACUAGAAUUAUUAACCAUAACCCAUGUGUUUGACUUCUAUAGAUUGUAGAAUAGAUAUUGACCUUCUGUGGUAAAUCUUCCAGUCUCUGUCUUCAUAAAAUGAGCUAAAUUUUGCAGUCUACUUUCUGUUAUAUUGUUGUAACACGUGGAUGAGUGCAUAGCAUGGAUGAACCAUUGCAGAGGGUCGCCCGGUAACAUAACUAUCUCACUCAAGUUUUUAAUGUGUGCUAAGCUUGGCUGAUAAGGAGCUCAUUUCUAUAAUAUGUUAUAACGUCUGUUCAGAGCCGGAAGGGCGUGAACUCAUCUUCAACAGAGAGUUAGCUCCCUCCAUCAUCAGACGAUCAACAGGAGGCUAAUGUGAUAGAGAACAAUUUAUGCUUAGUGAUCUCACCUUGUUGUAAGUUCAUAGACUACAUGUCAUUAAUUGCAAGUUGAAUUAUUAUUGGAUCGUCUAGGCGAUGCUGCAUUUAUAUAGCUAACAUUCUGUAACAUUUAGUGUGUGUAAUGAAGCACCAAUGAUGGUAACAAAAAGAACUGGCAGAAUCCAAAAAAGAGAGAUAUGCAUAAUAUAUACAACAAUCUUAUUUUGAUAAAUUCAAAUGUAAACAGCAUAGGAAAAAUACAGAAACUAGCUCUGUGGACAAAGAUGGGUUUUCGUUUUGUAUGAGGAUUGAUUUUCUAUUUAUUACCAUUUAUGCUGCAAACCCAGUCAUUUAUAGAAGGGGUGGGAUAUUUCUUUCCCAUGGAGAAAUAAAGAGAAUUCUUUAGGCAGUUAAAAUUUAAUAGAUAGAAACUACAUAAGAUGUAAAGAAUAAUAAAUACCAACUACCUCAUUCUCCUUAAGCUCGUGUGGUCUUUUUAUACCAGUGACCAUGAUGUAUGUAUGAACAACGUUCCUAAUUGCUCAAAGAUCUCUUUUUGGUCAUAAACCAUGACAAUAUUCUGAUUUCUUUAGAUGUGUACAUGUCAAUAGGAAAUUGCUACUGUUUUGAUAUAUCAGAUAGUUUUUAAGCAUAGAAUAGCAGUAAAGAAAUAUAUACUUCAUGAUGAUACAGUUCUUACAUGUAAUUCAUUAUUGUCAAAUACAAAUUCAUUUGUGAUAGAUAGCUUACGUUUUUAAAGAUAUCGUCAGUCCUCUAUGAAUUGAAAUAAUGACGGUAAAUAUCAUACUCCUUGUAAAGAUGAAAUAAUAUAUCAAAUCCUUUUUACACGAAGAUACUAGAAGUUUAAAUAUUUGAGAAGCAACUUAUGAAAGGAGAUGUUUUUGUUUUUUGAGGAAAUUUAAGACAGGAUGAUGUGCUCUUCCUGUUGACCUAUACAACCAUUUGUAGUCAUUGAAUAAUAUACAACUCUUCCACGUGUGGAAAGCAAUAUGCAAAGUUGGCCUGGAAAAAAAACCUUCCAACUAGUUCUUCAACUUUAAAGGUUGGAUGCAUGGUUUCAAUAACUGUUCUAAAAGUUUGUUGGACACCUUGGAAAGGCAAAGAUCAAAUAUUCAGAAAAAUCAUAUUUUUUAUAAGGACUGUUGUGUG
Messenger RNA from Strongylocentrotus purpuratus (purple sea urchin), 6758 nucleotides. RefSeq lists its product as uncharacterized. Gene Ontology annotation, biological process: regulation of Rho protein signal transduction; signal transduction. The record is from RefSeq and is a predicted model, not a curated record. NCBI's taxonomy places the organism in Eukaryota, Metazoa, Echinodermata, Echinoidea, Camarodonta, Strongylocentrotidae. The coding region runs from base 767 to 4909 and encodes 1380 amino acids. The transcript is spliced from 14 exons. Gene Ontology annotation, molecular function: GTPase activator activity.